Molecule: messenger RNA, 182 nt
Organism: Racocetra persica
Lineage: Eukaryota; Fungi; Glomeromycota; Glomeromycetes; Diversisporales; Gigasporaceae
Source: the annotation of a GenBank genome assembly
GUAAUCAUUCUGAAUUUCAAAGAAAUGAAGGAGUAACAGAAAAUUUGACUUUAGAAAACUAUCCUAAUUUGGAAGCAAUAAAAAUAGUAGGAACUUUUUUAACUGAAUUAAAAAUUAGUAAUUGUCCUAAACUCAAAGAAAUUGAUUUGGAUGAAAAUCAUAAAUUAAACAAGUUAGAAAUC